Molecule: messenger RNA, 498 nt
Organism: Gryllus bimaculatus (two-spotted cricket)
Lineage: Eukaryota; Metazoa; Arthropoda; Insecta; Orthoptera; Gryllidae
Source: the annotation of a GenBank genome assembly
AUGCGGCCGUUCACGAUAUUGGGGCUGAUGGCAGGCUACACGUUGUUUGUGACGCGUCUGGGCCCCUGGAUGAUGCGCGACCGGAAGCCUUUUAAACUCAAAAGGACACUCAUCGUGUACAACGCCCUGCAGAUCUUCGCCAACGCCUACGUCUUCUACAUGGGUAUGUCUCAGUUUUGGCUUGCGACCUACAGUUGGCGGUGCGAACCUAUUGACUAUUCAAAUUCAUCCAGCGCCUUAGAGGUUGCCGACCUAUUGGACACCAUAUUUUUCGUUCUUCGCAAGAAAAACAACCAAAUCUCUUUCCUGCACGUGUAUCACCACAGUAACAUGGUGCUUGUAAGUUGGUGCGCGCUCAAAUAUUUUCCAGGAGGUCACGGGACAUUUUUGGGUUUGUUCAACACGUUUGUGCAUGCUUGCAUGUACACCUAUUACCUCAUUGCGGCAGUAUACCCUCAUAAUAUCUGGUGGAAGAAGUACGUGACACAGCUUCAACUG